AACCGCAUUGUUGUUUUCUGCUACGACCGGAUCGGCCGCGUGUGUUUCAUCAGUUUAAUUUUUCUGAAAAUUUCAUUGAAAUUCGAUCAAUUUAAGGUGAAGUUUAGUGUUAGAAUGCACUAGCAGUGCAUGGUGUUUUAUUUGCGCUAGGAAUAACACAAGUACGCGUCUUCAUGCAAGCAAAAAUGGGCCUCGGCGAGAAGCCCUGGGAAGCGGAUGGGAAGAACUACAAAAAAGUUCAAAAGUCUCUGGAGGACAAAUGGAAGCUGGUUCCGGCGUUCCUGCAGAUCAAGGGUCUGGUUAAGCAGCAUAUCGAUUCGUUCAACUACUUCAUCAAUGUGGACAUCAAGAACAUUGUCCGGGCGAACGACGAGGUGAAGAGCGAUGCCGAUCCGUGCUUCUAUCUGAAGUACUUGAACGUGAGCAUCGGGAUGCCGGAUGUGGAGGAGGGGUUUAAUAAUACUAAGUCAACCACCCCGCACGAGUGUCGACUACGGGACAUGACCUAUGCGGCUCCGAUCACCGUGGACAUUGAGUAUACCAGGGGAACGCAGCGGGUGGUUCGUAACAAUCUGCUGAUCGGGCGGAUGCCGAUUAUGCUGCGGUCGUCCAAUUGCGUGCUGACCGGGAAAUCCGAGUACGAACUGUCCCAGGUCGACGAAUGUCCGAUGGAUCCGGGCGGUUAUUUCGUCAUCCGUGGAACGGAGAAAGUCAUCCUCAUCCAGGAGCAGGUUUCCUGGAACAAGAUGAUAACGGAGGACUACAACAACGUGAUCCAGUGUCAAGUGACCAGUUCGACGCACGAGAAAAAGUCCCGAACGAUCCUGCUGUCCAAGCACGGCAAGUACUACCUGAAGCACAAUUCCAUGACGGAGGAAAUUCCGGUGGCCAUCAUCUUCAAGGCGAUGGGAAUCGCAUCCGAUCAGGAGAUCAUGCAGCUGGUGGGUAUUGAUACUGAAACGCAGAAACGAUUUGCUCCCUCGCUGCUGGAGGCGGCCAACCACAAGGUUUACACCCAACAGCGGGCCCUGGAGUAUAUGGGUUCUAAGCUGAUUGCGAAAAGGUUUACCACGGCGGCCACCAAGUACAAGACAACGGCCGAUGAGGCGCGAGAUCUGCUGGCCACGACUAUUUUGGCGCACGUUCCGGUGCCGAAUUUCAACUUUCAGGUCAAAGCCAUCUACGUGGCGCUGAUGAUCCGCCGCGUCAUGGCCGCCGAAGUGGACAAAUCGGCCGUGGACGAUCGCGACUAUUACGGCAACAAACGGCUGGAACUGGCCGGUUCGUUGCUCUCGCUCAUGUUCGAAGAUCUGUUCAAGCGCUUCAACUGGGAACUGAAGAUGAUCGCCGACAAGAACAUCCCGAAGAUCAAGGCGGCCCAGUUCGACGUGGUGAAGCACAUGCGGGCGGCGUUGAUCUCCACCGGGCUGGAGACGGCCAUUUCCACCGGUAAUUGGACCAUCAAGCGGUUCAAGAUGGAACGGGCCGGGGUGACGCAGGUUCUUUCGAGGUUGAGCUACAUAUCGGCGCUGGGAAUGAUGACCAGGGUGAACUCGCAGUUUGAGAAGACACGGAAGGUUUCCGGUCCGCGAUCGCUACAGCCCAGUCAGUGGGGUAUGCUUUGUCCUUCGGAUACACCGGAAGGAGAAGCUUGCGGGUUGGUGAAGAAUCUGGCGUUGAUGACCCAUAUCACGACUGAGGUGGAUGAAGAACCGGUGAUUCGGCUGGCUUACAAUUCAGGGGUAGAGGACAUUCGUUUACUGGGAGGCGAGACCAUCAAUAAUCCGAAGGUUUUCAUGGUGUUCAUCAACGGUAAUAUAUUGGGAGUGACGAUCGGAUACAAACGGCUGGUUGAAGUAUUCCGCAUGAUGAGAAGAAAGGGUCUGAUCGGAUCGUUUGUAUCGAUUCACACAUCUUUCACGCAGCGAUGCGUUUAUAUUCACACGGAUGGUGGUCGCCUUUGUCGACCGUACAUAAUUGUCCAAAAUGGAAGGCCUCUGGUUCAGCAGGAGCACAUCGAACAGCUGAAGAUCGGAUUGCGGAAGUUCGACGACUUCCUGCAUGAUGGCUUGAUCGAAUAUCUGGAUGUAAAUGAGGAAAACGACUCAUUCAUAGCAUACCAGGAGACAGAUAUUGAUCCGGAGAAGACAACUCACUUGGAAGUGGAACCAUUCACUUUACUGGGAGUUUGUGCUGGAUUGGUUCCGUAUCCCCAUCAUAAUCAGAGUCCUCGUAAUACCUAUCAAUGUGCUAUGGGUAAACAAGCUAUGGGAAUCAUCGGAUACAAUCAGAAGAACCGGAUCGACACCCUUAUGUACAACAUCGUUUACCCGCAGACUCCGAUGGUACGAUCAAGAACGAUUGAGCUGACCAACUUCGACAAGCUUCCGGCAGGCCAGAACGCCACCGUUGCAGUCAUGAGUUAUUCCGGCUAUGAUAUCGAAGAUGCCCUGAUCCUCAACAAAGCUUCCAUCGAUCGCGGCUACGGUCGCUGUCUCGUCUACAAGAACAGCAAAUGUACGAUCAAGCGUUAUAGCAACCAAACCUUCGACCGUAUCAUGGGCCCCAUGAAAGACUCCCUUACCAACAAGAUCAUCUUCAAGCACGAAUGUCUCGACACCGACGGAAUCAUAUCCCCCGGGGAAAAAGUCCUCUCCAAGCAGACCAUGGUCAACAAGGAGAUGCCCGCCGUCAAAUCUACCAAUCCCAUCGAGCAGAAGGAAGCCGGCCAACAGCCGAUCACGUACAGUCCGGUCCCGAUCACCUACAAGGGCACCGAACCCAGCUACAUCGAGAAGGUCAUGGUGUCGACCAACAACGAGGAGGAGUUCCUGGUCAAGAUCCUGUUGCGGCAAACUCGUCGGCCGGAGAUUGGGGACAAAUUCAGUUCUCGGCACGGUCAAAAAGGUGUAACCGGGCUGAUCGUCGAGCAGGAAGAUCUUCCCUUCAACGAUUAUGGAAUGUCGCCGGAUAUGGUCAUGAAUCCUCAUGGUUUUCCCUCGCGUAUGACGGUCGGCAAAACGCUGGAACUCCUUGGUAGUAAGGCAGGCGUUUUGGAAGGAAAGUUCCACUACGGCACCGCUUUCGGUGGAUCCAAAUGUCAAGACCUUCAGGAUGAACUGUUCCGCAAUGGAUUCAACUUCCUCGGAAAGGACAUUUUCUACUCGGGAAUAACCGGCGAACCACUGGAGAUGUACAUCUACUCCGGCCCGGUCUACUACCAAAAACUGAAGCACAUGGUCCAAGAUAAGAUGCAUGCCCGAGCGCGUGGCCCACGUGCGGUUCUGACUCGGCAACCGACACAAGGUCGUAGUCGAGAAGGUGGUCUUCGUCUCGGCGAGAUGGAACGGGAUUGUUUGAUUUCCUACGGAGCUUCCAUGCUGAUCAUGGAAAGACUGAUGAUUUCGUCCGAUGCGUUCGAUGUGGACGUCUGUAACGUGUGCGGACGGUUGGCAUACUCGUCCUGGUGCCACAACUGUCGGUCUUCGGCCAGUGUGUCGAAGAUUUCCAUGCCCUACGCCUGUAAGUUGCUGUUCCAGGAACUGACCAGCAUGAACAUCGUUCCACGGUUGAAGUUGAAGAAUUAUUAGGGUAAGUUUUUGAUAGUUAUACUUAUUUUUGCUUUGUUCGUUCACCAAAAUAAGAUGAAUUAUAAUAAUAAUAA
Messenger RNA from Aedes albopictus (Asian tiger mosquito), 3664 nucleotides. RefSeq names its product DNA-directed RNA polymerase III subunit RPC2 (gene RpIII128). Gene Ontology annotation, biological process: DNA-templated transcription. The transcript is spliced from 4 exons. Gene Ontology annotation, cellular component: RNA polymerase III complex. Gene Ontology annotation, molecular function: DNA binding; ribonucleoside binding. The record is from RefSeq and is a predicted model, not a curated record. NCBI's taxonomy places the organism in Eukaryota, Metazoa, Arthropoda, Insecta, Diptera, Culicidae. The coding region runs from base 174 to 3590 and encodes 1138 amino acids.